Molecule: messenger RNA, 1731 nt
Organism: Aspergillus versicolor CBS 583.65
Lineage: Eukaryota; Fungi; Ascomycota; Eurotiomycetes; Eurotiales; Aspergillaceae
Product: glycoside hydrolase family 13 protein
Exons: 1
Coding region: 1-1731 (576 amino acids)
Biological process (GO): oligosaccharide catabolic process
Molecular function (GO): alpha-amylase activity
Source: RefSeq, a predicted model, not a curated record
AUGCCCUCCGCACCAACAGACCGGAAAUGGUGGAAAAACGCCAUCAUCUACCAGAUCUACCCGGCCAGCUUCAAAGACUCCAACGGCGAUGGCAUCGGCGACCUGCCCGGAAUCCUCUCGGAGCUGGACUACAUCGCCGGACUGGGAGUCGACGCGAUCUGGAUCUGCCCUAUGUACGACAGCCCGCAAUACGACAUGGGCUACGACGUCUCCGACUACCAGAAGGUAUACCCCCCCUACGGCACAGUUGAAGAUAUGCAGAGGAUUAUCGACGCUUGUCACGCGCGCGGGAUGCGCCUUAUCCUCGAUCUCGUGGUGAACCAUACCUCGUGGGACCACCAGUGGUUCAAGGAGUCGAGGGAGUCGAAAACGAACCCCAAGCGCGACUGGUAUAUCUGGCGACCGGCGAAGUACGAUGCAAAUGGGAAGCGGUGCCCGCCGAAUAACUGGCGGAGUAUCUUUGGGGGGCCGGCGUGGGAAUGGGACGAGGCCACGCAGGAGUAUUACCUGCAUUUGUUCUGCGUGGAGCAGCCGGAUCUGAACUGGGAGAAUGAGCAGGUCAGACAGACUGUCUAUAAGGAUGUUAUGGAGUUUUGGCUGGACAAGGGUGUGGAUGGGUUCCGUGUUGAUACGGUGAAUAUGUACAGCAAGGACCCGGCGUACCCGGAUGCGCCAGUCCUGGCUCCGGAGUCGGAUACGCAGGUGGCGUUCUCGCUGUUCUGUAAUGGUCCUCGCAUUCAUGAGUAUUUGAAGGAGAUGAACGAGGUGCUGGAGAAGUACGAUGCCAUGACAGUUGGCGAGCUUGGACAGACACCGACGAUGGAGGGCGUGCUUGCAUACGUCUCCGCAGCAGAGAAGCAGCUCAACAUGGUCUUUUCCUUUGACGUCGUGGAUCUAGGAAUGGGCAAAGACUACAAGUUCCUCACAGGCAAGCGAAACUGGGCACUGCCCGAGUUGAAGACGGCAAUCCAGCGGACGCAGAACAUCGUCAAUGGAACCGAUGGCUGGACCACGGUGUUCAUGGAGAACCACGACCAGGGCCGGUCAGUCUCGCGAUUUGGAUGCGACAGGACGCCAGAGCUGCGUGACGCAUCGGCCAAGAUGCUGGCUAUCUUCCAAUGCACGCUGUCCGGUACGCAAUUUCUAUAUCAGGGACAGGAGAUCGGCAUGGUGAAUGCGCCCGAGGAAUGGGGCGUCGAGGAGUACAAGGACUGCGACAGCACCAACUACUACCACAUGGUAAAGGAGAUGAGCAACGGCGAUCCCAGUAAGCUGAAGGAAGCCCUACUUGCGAUGCAGCAUCUGGCGAGAGACCAUUCGCGUCUGCCGAUGCAGUGGAGUGCAGAGCCCAAUGCGGGUUUCUCUGCGGCGUCUGCGAAGCCGUGGAUGAGGGCCCAUGAUAACUAUACAGACGUCAAUGUGCAGGCACAGAAUGACAAUUCUUCGUCUGUUCUGUCGUUCUGGAAGACGAUGAUGCGACUGCGGAAGGAGUAUGCAGAUGUGCUCGUAUUCGGCACAUUUGAGCUCCUGGACGAGCGGAAUGAGGAGGUCUUCAGCUACAUCAAGAAAUCAGCAGAGCGAUCAAUCCUUGUGACUUUGAAUUUCUCUGACAGCCCCCAAAAGAUUGCGCAAGCCGAUGGGGAGAAGCUGCUGAUCAGCAGCGGCGGGGGGAGCACGGAGAGCACGGAUCUGCAGGCGUGGGAGGGGAGAAUAUAUGAACUGGCCCACUAG